This is a messenger RNA of Ananas comosus (pineapple), 1016 nucleotides long. RefSeq names its product F-box protein SKIP19-like. The record is from RefSeq and is a predicted model, not a curated record. Lineage: Eukaryota; Viridiplantae; Streptophyta; Magnoliopsida; Poales; Bromeliaceae. The transcript is spliced from 2 exons. Bases 162 to 986 code for a protein of 274 amino acids. Gene Ontology annotation, molecular function: protein binding.
CCGAAUUAACCUUCACAAAUACACUCACCUGUUUGCAUAAAUGCCUCACACUCCCCUCUCCAAACUCCCUUAAAAUUAGUAACAUAAAUGCAUAUGUAGACCCACACAUUCGACAUACAACAAAGAGAUACAACAAAGAGAGAAUAAGAGAAUAGAGAUCGAUGGAAUCAGAAGGUCGGCGGUGGUCGGAGAUGGCGGCCGAUUGCCUAUCUCUCAUUUUCCGGCGGCUCAGCCUCGAGGACUUGGCGGUCGGCGUGCCCUUCGUGUGCAAGUCGUGGCACCGAGCAUCCCUCGACCCCCUCUGCUGGACCCUGCUCGACUUCCACGACAUCGACUUCAUGCCGUGGAGCCGCUUCUCCCGCGAAUUCUCCGACCGCUACGCCGUCCCGCGCUUCUCCUUCUCCGGAUUCCUCAGGCUCUGCGUCGCCCGCAGCCGCGGCUCCGCCGUCGAGCUCGCCUUCCCUCUCCUCUUCGGUGCGUCCUUACGCGACCUGCACGUCGCGAAAGAGUGCACGAAACUUAGGAAAGUGAUCCUACCAAACCUGGCGUCGGAAGACGAGCCGCACCUCCCGGAGAUCGUCGCGAAAUGGGGAGAGCUCGAAUGGCUCGAAAUGGAAUCCAAACCCUCGUCUUUCUUAGAAACCGCCGCCCAGAUCGGCCGCAGUUCCAACUCCGUCGUCGGGCUCAAAAUGCACGGCGCGAUCAAGAAAGAGGACGCCGCCGCGAUCGUCGACCGCCUCCCCGACCUCAAAUUCUUGUGCCUCAGCAGAUCAUACUUGCCCAGGGAAGAGCUCUCGGCGAUAGUGCACGGGUGCAAGAACCUGGAGAGGUUGUGUGCGAGGGAUUGCGUGGGGUUUGAGGCCGAUGAGGAGGUGGUGAAGUGGUGUUCGGGGAUAAAGAGUUUUGAGCACGAGGGGUCCAAGGUGUUUGAUGAGUUUGGGUAUGACACGGAUGAGUGUGAUCCUUUGUAUGUACAUGUUAUUUGAUCAUUGUAGUGUGUUUCUUUAUUUGUUUAA